ACGUACGGGCAUGGACGGCGGCAGCAGCUGGAUGCUCCAGGCCGCCGCCGGCGACUUCCACGGCGGAGACACCAUCAUCAGAUGCAGCUGGGGCGGCGGUGACGCCGGCGGCGAGCAGGAGGCGGUGGUGAUGAACUCGCAGGCCAUGCAGCAGCAGCUGAGCCAGAUCUACAUGCUGAUGGACAUGGAGGAGCACGAUUGUCAUCAGUACGCAAGCCUUGCGCCGGCGUCGGCGCCGUCGCAUUCGUCGUCCUCGUUCCGCUCCUUCUCCACCGGCACGAGCCGCGACGACAACUCCACUUCGCUGAUGCUCGCCGCCGCCGACACGAGCACCAACACCGCCGCCUCUUGCCACCACCGCCACCAGCAGCCGGAGGUCUCCUCGCAGAUAGGAGCACCACCGCUGUCCAUCUGCCAUCAAGAAACGCAUCCACCACAGAGCAGAAGGAGCGGCGGCGGUCAUGGCGCCGCCGCCGCCAGCGCGUUCCGGUCGUACUCCCGGUACCUCGGCCCGAGGAAGACGCUCCGUCCAGGGGCGACCACCGGAGGUGGCCAGAGGGCGUUCAAGAAGGCCAUAUCCGUGCUGUCGAAGAUCCACACGGUGAGGCUAGCCCAGUACUACCAGAUCAUGGAGAUGGCCGCCGCCCAGGCACGGUCGCCGCCGGUCACCGGGAGCAGCGGCGACAGCAGCAACCAGCAGCAGCAGCAGCAGCUGCAGCUGCAGCACGUCCUGUCGGAGCGCAAGCGCCGGGAGAAGCUCAAUGACAGCUUCAAGGCUCUCAGGGACGUCCUCCCUCCCGCCACAAAGAAGGACAAAGCAUCAAUCCUGAUGAGAGCAAAGGACUACGUUAACGUGCUCAAGGCGAGGGUAGCUGAGCUGGAGGAGAAGAACAGGAUGCUAGCUGAGUCACAGUCACAGCUGCAUGCCGGCGACGGCGACGGCGGCGGCGAGCUGCAGGUCGACGACAAACGCGAUGACGACGACGACGGCGGCGACAGGAUUGAGGUCGACGUCGGCAGGUCGGCGGCGGAAGGUACAGCGGAUAAGUGCCAAGAGCUUCACCUGAAGAUAGUGCUAGGGUCGUCGUCAGCGUGCAGUGCCAUGGACGCCGUGGCUGGCAUCCUCAAGGGUCUGAACGAGAAGAGGGACGCCAGGUUGUUGGCCACCGGCAGCAGUGGUCGUCUUCCCCGUGCCAAGUCUUCUCAACAACCACCUUCCUCCAGCAGCAGUGACGAGGAUAUUGUGAAGGAAGCUGUAAUUAAGGUUAUCAAGGAUGUGAUGCAACCGGAGAAAGUACUGAGAACUUGAUAUAUAAGCUUCAGCGACCAUAUUCUGUCAGAAUUGAAAUUAAAUGUUCGUCGACAAAACUUUGGUAGUUUUUCAGACU
Messenger RNA from Oryza brachyantha (malo sina), 1388 nucleotides. RefSeq names its product putative transcription factor bHLH041. The transcript is spliced from 5 exons. Bases 11 to 1309 code for a protein of 432 amino acids. Lineage: Eukaryota; Viridiplantae; Streptophyta; Magnoliopsida; Poales; Poaceae. Gene Ontology annotation, molecular function: protein dimerization activity. The record is from RefSeq and is a predicted model, not a curated record.